Molecule: messenger RNA, 1672 nt
Organism: Polypterus senegalus (gray bichir)
Lineage: Eukaryota; Metazoa; Chordata; Cladistia; Polypteriformes; Polypteridae
Product: rho guanine nucleotide exchange factor 19-like
Exons: 4
Coding region: 131-1393 (420 amino acids)
Biological process (GO): activation of GTPase activity
Molecular function (GO): guanyl-nucleotide exchange factor activity
Source: RefSeq, a predicted model, not a curated record
AGAACAAUUUAGAGAAGAUUACUCGCCCAGCAACAUCUCAAAACCACUGAUCCCAGUUCCUUGGCUUGCUGCUAAACCCUUUCAUCAGAGUCCAUCAUAUGGAGUCAAUAGUAAGAAGCAAGAAGUAGCAAUGAAAGAAAACAAAGAGAAUGUCUACCAGAAAUCUGACUUGGACGGCACCACUCACAACAGUGUUUUAGUAGAACUAAAGGAGAAGUUCCCUGGGGUACAUUUAGAUCACCAGAAUACAAGUAACAAGGGUAAGAAGUAUACUGGAAUUAUUAAAAAAGAGAGCAGGAAGUUAUCACUCCUCACCUGUGAAAGUCUUGCAAGUUUUAUAGGUGGAAAGCGUUCGCCUACGGAUGAUGUUAUUUUGACUUCACCAUCUCGGAACAAGAAAACAAAAUCUCCUAUAGGGUUUAUGAAAGAUGGUCUUUUCUUGGAAUCUGGAAAGGAUGAAUGCAGUAACACCAAGACCAUGACCCACUUGUCCAUUAGAGAAGACAAUACAAGAAAUGAUAUCUUUAUGGCAUCACCUGUUCAGAAAAAGAAAGACAGUCAUCACUGUGUUGAGGCAGAAGAUCUAACAUGCCAGCCACACCAAAUAUUAAAUUUGGAGGAAGAACUGAAAGACAGUCAAUGUUCAAACAGCAGUGUUGUAGAAAUAUCAGAGUUAAGCUUGAGUUCUAAACAGAUAAAGGCUAAAAAACACCUACCUAAGACAGAGAGGGUAAUUGAUGGUACCAUCAAUGACUGCUGUCCAAGUGAAGGAAAUGGAGAUGAUGAUGACGACGAUUUAUCUCCAAACUUUGUAAUCCGGAGGCAACCUGGCAAGAAGAGGCCUCUUCAGCAGUAUUGGCAGAAUCGAAGUGUGGUCCAGGACAGUGGUGUUCUAGAUCAUCUGGACAAGCAAAAACUUCUACUACAGGAGAGCAUGUAUGAAGUAGUAACCUCUGAGCAGUCAUACCUUGACAGCCUUACAGUGGCUGUGGAUCACUUCAUGCAUUCGCCAGACCUUGACAUUGCCCUUGGGCCCAGGGACAGAAAAUCACUUUUCUCCAGUAUCGGCAAGAUCAAGGAAAUCAGCUCUUUGUUUCUGGAGGACCUAAAGGAAAAACUGGAAGGAAAUUUGUUCUGUGACAUCUGUGAUGUCAUUCUGCAUCAUGCUAGGAAUAACUUUUCUGCCUAUGUUGACUAUAUUCGGAAUAUGCUCUACCAAGAGCAGACGCUGCAUAACCUAAGUAAAGAGAAUCCUCAGUUUGUGGAGAUACUCUCUCACCUUCAGCAGGACCCAAAGUGUAAUCGUCUGCCCCUGAAGUCGUUUUUGGUUUUACCAUUCCAGAGAAUCACCCGUAUAAAAAUACUGGUGGAGGUAUGCCUACUUAAGAAGUAAAUCUAUAAUCUGACCUUGGGUAAUAACUAAAUGCUGUUUUAUUAGUUUGAGCCAGCUAAAGGACACUGCAUGAUUAGAGGGUUUUCUGUGUGAAAGAUGAAUCCCACAAGACUCAGUUUUUAGUUCAUCAAAUAUCCUCAACAUUUGCCCCAAUUCCCAGAGUUUCAAUAAGAUAUGUAUGCAGGCCUGUUGUGAUCCGAUUGGCUGAGCAGUCUGUGUUAACUACAGUAUCCGCGACUGGCCAGUUAAGGUAAAGUGAGACUUGUUGUACAUGCUCAA